AUGGGCUCCCAAUAUGACGCUGAAGCCCCUGCGGACACGGCUUCUUUCGCAGCAAUUCUCUUCGACAUGGACGGGACUAUCAUCGACACGACCUCUGCCAUUGUUGAGCACUGGCACAGAAUUGGAAACGAAAUCGGCGUUCCACCUGAGACUAUUUUGGAAACAUCUCACGGACGACGAAGCAUUGAUACGUUGAAGCUGGUGGCGCCUCACAAGGCAAACUGGGAGUACGUCAAGGAGGUUGAAGCAAAGCUGCCGGAGCUAUACGGGCAUCUGGUAGAAGAGAUACCCGGAGCUCGAAAGUUUCUUGAGGCUGUGGCGCAGUGUCCUAAACCGUGGGCUAUCGUGACAUCUGCGUCAGAGCCCCUCGCUUCAAGAUGGAUCUCGCAAUUGUCACUCCCCGUGCCAGAUCAUCUUGUCACAGCAGAGCUGGUAGAGAACGGAAAGCCAGAUCCUUCAUGCUAUGAACUCGCAUUAAAGCAGCUUGACUUGGUAGGGCGAUCGGAUGAGACACUUGUUAUUGAGGAUAGCCCAGCGGGUAUAAUUGCGGCCAAAGCAGCAGGUUGCAAGGUUUUAGCGCUUCUGACGACUCACUCGGAAGACCAGGUAUCUGCAGCAAAGCCUGACUGGGUGGUGAAGGAUCUCCUGUCUGCUAAGGUCUUCCACUAUCAAAAUGGCAAGAUAAUUGUGAAAUUUCACGAUCACAAAUAG
This is a messenger RNA of Colletotrichum gloeosporioides, 711 nucleotides long. RefSeq names its product 2-deoxyglucose-6-phosphate phosphatase 2. The record is from RefSeq and is a predicted model, not a curated record. NCBI's taxonomy places the organism in Eukaryota, Fungi, Ascomycota, Sordariomycetes, Glomerellales, Glomerellaceae. Gene Ontology annotation, molecular function: sugar-phosphatase activity; beta-phosphoglucomutase activity. Bases 1 to 711 code for a protein of 236 amino acids. The transcript has 3 exons.